AUGUCUCACGAGAACAUCCUGGGAACCCUCGUCGUAGUCGCCCUCAAAGCUCAGCAUUUAAUUGACAAUCAUACGUUCUACAAACAGGAUCCUUAUGUCCGCAUCUCGUUGAACGGUACGGUCAAGAGGACCAAGGCCGAUCCGAAAGGCGGCCAGCACCCCGUUUGGGAUGCUGAGUUUCGCUUUCCGAUCUCAAGGGAAACUUCGGUGAAGACUAGGAGUCUCGAGAUAUCUUGCUGGGCCGAGGAGAAGAAAGAGGACGAGCUGCUUGGUGAGGGCAGAGUCGAUAUUGCCACGACGUUACAGUCAGGGGAAUUUGAUGACUGGGUUCCAUUGUCGCUUAACGGCGCUCAGAGAGGAGAGGUUUACUUUGAAAUGACUUUCUUCGCUGCUGGCCCUGCGCCU
Messenger RNA from Heterobasidion irregulare TC 32-1, 405 nucleotides. RefSeq lists its product as uncharacterized. The record is from RefSeq and is a predicted model, not a curated record. The annotation marks the transcript as partial. NCBI's taxonomy places the organism in Eukaryota, Fungi, Basidiomycota, Agaricomycetes, Russulales, Bondarzewiaceae. The transcript is spliced from 2 exons.